Messenger RNA from Nicotiana attenuata, 1660 nucleotides. RefSeq names its product zinc finger MYM-type protein 1-like. The record is from RefSeq and is a predicted model, not a curated record. The coding region runs from base 206 to 1660 and encodes 484 amino acids. The transcript is spliced from 3 exons. NCBI's taxonomy places the organism in Eukaryota, Viridiplantae, Streptophyta, Magnoliopsida, Solanales, Solanaceae.
ACUCUCAACUCUCUGUCUCCCUCUCAACUCUCUGUCUCUCUCUCUCGGUUCUAUGUGACUUGGAAUGUGGAUUCUUCAAGAAAGCAACAAUUUCUCCUUCACAUUCCUUUAAAAUUCUCAGGAACAAUCCAUAAGAAUUAAAGUGGAUAGAUUUCUCACCAAGCCGAAAAAUGGUGAACCAAGUUCUAGUGCUAGUUGGCCAUCCAUGAGUUCACAAAUUGCUCCGGAAGUUCAAAGGGGGACAAAUCUUUCUCUGCUUUCAAAUGUGAAUAAAGUGUUUGACUUGAAAUCGUUUGAAUCGGAUCCGAAAGAAAGAAUGCCAAUCUCGGAUUAUGGUCCUAAUAUUCGAGAUGAAGUGAGGAGAUAUUAUAUAAACAAAGGGCCUUGUCAAUCGAUUGGUCAUGCCUUUCCUAAAACUAAGAUUGGGAGUAAAAUGCGUCAAUUUAGUCCCACUUGGUUUAAGGGACCAUAUUCUCAAUGGUUGGAGUAUAGCAUAAAAGGAGAUGCGGCAUUUUGCUUGUGUUGUUAUUUGUUUAAGAAUGAACUUGAAAGCCGUGGAAAUGCCGGGGAUGCAUUUACAAAAGAUGGUUUUAGGGGAUGGAACAGGGGUGUGGAAAGCUUAAAAGCACAUGUUUGUGAAGUAAAUAAAAUCCAUCACAAAUGCUUCAAUAGGAUGCUAGAUUUGAAAAAUCAACGUCAAUCAAUUCAAUCUUCUUUUGAUAAGCUAAGUGAAAAAGUAAAAAGUGAUUACCGGAUAUGCUUAAAUGCAUCAAUUGAUGUGGCAAGAUUUCUUUUAAGAUCGGGAUUUCCAUUUCGUGGACAUGAUGAAAGUGAAGAAUCCGAAUAUAAAGGUGGCUUUCUUGAACUUUUGGAAUGGCAUGGAGAUCGACAUCCGGAUGUGGGAAGAGUAAUAUUACGUCAUGCUCCACAAAAUGAUAUGAUGAUUUGUCCAACAAUUCAAAAAGAGAUUGUGGAAGCUUGUGCUAAAGAAACAACUAAAGCUAUUAUUGAAGAUUUGGAUGGUGAUUAUUUUGCAAUAUUAGUUGAUGAAUCAAAGGACGUCUCACAUAAGGAGCGAAUGGCCUUAAUUUUGCGAUAUGUCAACAAAAAUGGAAUGGUGAUAGAGCAAUUCUUGGGUAUUGUCCACGUGAGUGAUACUUCUUCCUCAUCAUUACAAAAAGCAAUUUAUUCUUUGCUUUUGGAUCAUUUUUUAAGUAAAUCCAAGAUACAUGGACAAGGUUAUGAUGGAGCUAGUAAUAUGCAAGGAAAAAUAAAUGGUCUCAAGUCUUUAAUUUUACAAGAUACUCCAUCUGCAUAUUGUAUUCACUGUUUUUCUCAUCAAUUGCAACUAGCACUUGUAGCUCUUUCUAAAAAGCAUUCGGAUGUGGAUAAUUUAUUUUAUGUUGUGACUAAUGUUUUGAAUACUAUUGGGUCUUCAUUUAAGCGCAUGGAGUCACUUCGACAACAUCAAGCAGACAAGUUGGAAGAGUUGCUUAAAUUUGGAGAAGUCUAUACGGGGCAAGGUUUGAAUCAAGAACGCGGUUGCACGCUGCAACGGAAUUUAAUUGAAAGAUAUAUUGCUGGAGCGGGUUGCACGCCGCAACGGAUUUUAUUUGAAGUUUAUAUUGUUGGAGCGGGUUGCACGCCAGAACGGAAAUAA